GCCCGCUUCGCCGUCUACGACAAUCCCAGUCGUCCUCUCAAGCUCCCCCUUCCCUCGCCACGUCUUCCUCCCCUUCUACUUCUCAUCCCCCUCGUUCAACUCAUAGCAAUGGCCGCCGUUGAAGUACAGGAAAUCCGUGCGGCGUCGUAUGUCGGUUUCGACUCCAUCACGCAGCAGAUCGAGCAUAAGCUGCUCAAGCGCGGAUUCCAAUUUAAUGUCAUGGUCGUCGGCCAAACGGGACUGGGCAAGUCGACGCUCAUCAACACCAUCUUCGCGUCGCACUUGAUCGAUUCGAAGGGACGGCUUGAGGCGGACGAGCCUGUCAGGCAGACGACGGAGAUUCAGACGGUCUCGCAUGUCAUCACGGAGAACGGCGUGCGACUGAGGUUGAACAUCGUCGACACGCCUGGGUACGGCGACCAGGUGAACAACGAGAACUGCUGGGACCCGAUCAUCAAGUAUAUCAAGGACCAGCACAGCGCGUACCUGCGCAAGGAGCUCACCGCGAUGCGCGACCGGUACAUCCAGGACACGCGCAUCCACUGCUGCUUGUACUUCAUCAACCCGACGGGACAUGCGCUCCGCGCGAUCGACGUGAUCGUUAUGAAGAAGCUCAGCGAGGUCGUCAACGUCGUCCCCGUCAUCGCGAAGGCGGACAGCCUGACGCUCGAGGAGCGCGAGGCUUUCAAGCAGAAGAUCCGCGCGGAGCUGUUCCACCAUAGCAUCCGUAUGUAUCCGUUCGACACGGAAGAGAACGACGAGGAGGAGGUGCAGCUCAACGAGAGCAUCCGGAACAUGAUCCCGUUCGCGGUCGUCGGCUCUGAGCGCAACGUGAUCAUUGGCGGGAAGUCCGUGCGUGGGCGCAAGAACCGCUGGGGCGUCGUCAACGUCGAGGACGAGACCCACUGCGAGUUCGUGUCGCUGAGGAACUUCCUCACGAGGACGCACUUGCAGGACCUGAUCGAGACGACGGCGCAGAUCCACUACGAGGCGUUCCGCUCAAAACAGCUUUUGGCGCUCAAGGAGAACGCGCGGCCACAGCAGGCGGCCUGAAGAGCCCACAGUGUGCUUUCCUUUAUCCCUAAAAGAUUGUCAUACCCGCGCACUCAGCUGCGCCCCCCGUCGCUCAUUUGCUUUUUCUUUUCCAUUGCUCGUUUUUCUCGAGAGAUGCUCAGCACGACGUUUUUUUUCGCUGAUAAGUUUUUUCUCUAAUUGAUGUUGUUUCUUUUUGUCGGACCUACCAGGAAUCAGAUUUCAGAACCAGAAUACCAUCGUGCCAAGUUGUUUUGUUGAUUUUUACUGUCGUCCCCGUCUCCCGUGCGAUGUGGAACAAGCAGUGAUCGAGCCUUUCGCUACCGAUAUGUGCGGUUGUUCAGCUUGUGCGUUGUUUGUGUGCCGUGAAUGGUCGAUUUUGCAGGUUUGCGUUUGUGAUGCAAGGACAUAUACAAUGAAUUUAAUUGUCGAUGCGUGGUCGAUGAC
Heterobasidion irregulare TC 32-1 is the source of this 1479-nucleotide messenger RNA. RefSeq lists its product as uncharacterized. Gene Ontology annotation, cellular component: microtubule cytoskeleton; septin complex; septin ring. Lineage: Eukaryota; Fungi; Basidiomycota; Agaricomycetes; Russulales; Bondarzewiaceae. The record is from RefSeq and is a predicted model, not a curated record. Bases 109 to 1053 code for a protein of 314 amino acids. Gene Ontology annotation, molecular function: GTP binding; molecular adaptor activity; GTPase activity. The transcript has 7 exons. Gene Ontology annotation, biological process: cytoskeleton-dependent cytokinesis.